AUGUUGUUCCGAAUCUCGUUUGUUGCUUCUAUGGCCGCUGCCGUGUUGGCGGCCCCAAGUCUCUACCUCGUUGGAGACUCUACCAUGGCAUCUCACUCGGCAUCAGAGGGUAUUCAAGGUUGGGGAGUAAAAAUUCCUCAAUACUUGCAGGAUAUCACUGUCGUCAAUAAGGCAGUCAGUGGUCGCAGCGCGCGUAGCUACUGGCGUGAGGGAAAGUGGACGGCUGUCCAAAACUCGCUUAAAUCGGGAGACUUCGUUAUCAUCGAGUUUGGUCACAACGAUGGUGGUUCACCUUCCACAAGCGAUCGGGCGAGUGUUGGUGGAGAGGGAUCUGAUACCCAGACCGUUACUCUUUCUGAUGGAACUGUUGAGACUGUUUACACUUGGCCAACAUACGUUGGCUGGAUGAUCGACGGAGCUAAGUCUAAGGGCGCUACCCCGAUCGUUUCUGGUCAGACCCCCAACAACCCUUACGAAAACAGCGCUACCAUCAUCAACUCUCCGCCUCGCUUCGUUGGCUACGCAAAGAACAUUGCUACCAAAAAGGGUGUCCCAUACGUUGACCACUUUGCCUCGAGCAUCAGCCUGUACACUAAGCUCGGCAAAUCAGUCACCGAAUCCUAUUUCCCUCAGGACCAUACCCACACCAACGACGCUGGCGCGAACCAAGUUGCGUGGGCGUUCCUGUCCGGCCUAAAAUGCCCAGCGGCGGCCGGUGUUCUCUCGCAAUACGUCAACUCGGUUGGUCAGGGUGCUGGAGCUCGCUGCUAG
Molecule: messenger RNA, 771 nt
Organism: Rhizoctonia solani
Lineage: Eukaryota; Fungi; Basidiomycota; Agaricomycetes; Cantharellales; Ceratobasidiaceae
Product: carbohydrate esterase family 12 protein
Exons: 8
Coding region: 1-771 (256 amino acids)
Molecular function (GO): hydrolase activity
Source: RefSeq, a predicted model, not a curated record